This is a messenger RNA of Cynoglossus semilaevis (tongue sole), 2763 nucleotides long. RefSeq names its product HHIP-like 1 (gene hhipl1). The coding region runs from base 104 to 2497 and encodes 797 amino acids. Gene Ontology annotation, cellular component: membrane. Lineage: Eukaryota; Metazoa; Chordata; Actinopteri; Pleuronectiformes; Cynoglossidae. The record is from RefSeq and is a predicted model, not a curated record. The transcript has 9 exons.
AGGACAGACAGGGCAAAGUGCACCCACACGCCACAACAACUAAGCCUCUGCUUUUUCUGUGCGCCGCUAGACGAAGCUUCCAGGCGUUCUUCUGUACUUCAAAAUGCAGUGGUUCAGUCCCGAUGCGGGCCUGGGACUGAGAUCCGUUGUUCUGCUGUGUUUGAUGGUCACACCUGCUUCUUCACAUCCCCAGUGCCUGGACUUUAAGCCCCCGUUUAAAGCGCACAAACAGCUCGAGUUUUGCGCCAUGUACAAGGAUUUUGGCUGCUGUGACUAUCACCGAGAUCAGCAGCUAAUGACAGAGUUCUACCGCAUCAUGAACAACUUCGAUUACUACGGACACGCAAACUGUGCGGGGUUUGUCAUGGAGCUACUCUGUCAGGAGUGCUCUCCUUACGCUGCUCAUCUCUUUGAUGCAGAAGAUCCAAGCACACCGCUCCGGAGCAUACCAGGCCUUUGUCCAGACUACUGUUUCAAAUUUUGGGACAGGUGCAAAGAAACCAUUCCUCUCCUAUCAGAGGACUCAUUUAUAUCCAAAAUCAAAGUUAACCGGACUGACUUCUGCCAGCACGUUGAACCAGAUGACAUGGACUACUGUUACCCCCACCUCCUCAGCAAUCAGAAUCUCAAUAUGAAUUUAGGCAAGGUACAGUCCAACUCUGAUGGUUGCCUCCAGCUUUGUCUGAAAGAAGUGGCUAACGGUCUGCGAAACCCUCUAGCGAUGGUGCACGCCAAUGAUGGCACACAUCGUUUCUUUGUGGCAGAGCAGGUGGGCUUGGUUUGGACCUAUCUUCCUGAUUAUUCAAGGCUUCAGAAGCCAUUUUUGAACAUUUCUAAAGUGGUUUUAACGUCAUCGUGGGAAGGUGAUGAAAGAGGCUUUCUGGGACUUGCCUUUCACCCCAAGUAUAAGUACAACGGUAAGUUGUACGUAUAUUACUCUGUGGAAGUGGGCUUUGAUGAGAGGAUCAGGAUAAGCCAGUUCCACGUGUCGACCAAUGACAUGAACAUGGUGGAUCACACUUCAGAAAGGGUUAUUCUGGAGAUUGACGAACCGGCAUCGAACCAUAAUGGAGGUCAACUUCUCUUUGCAGAGGACGGUUACUUGUACAUUUUCACUGGUGAUGGUGGGAUGGCAGGUGACCCAUUUGGGAAAUAUGGGAAUGCUCAGAACAAGUCAGCUCUCUUAGGCAAAGUUCUCCGCAUUGACGUGGAUGACAAUGAAAAGGGUCCACUGUACAGAAUUCCACCAGAUAAUCCCUUCAUCCAUGAGCAAGGAGUUCGACCUGAAGUUUAUGCCUUUGGUGUUCGCAACAUGUGGCGAUGCUCGGUGGACCGAGGUGACCCCGCAACCAAAGAGGGACAGGGACGCAUCUUCUGUGGUGAUGUUGGCCAGAAUAAGUUUGAAGAGGUGGACAUAAUUGAAAAGGGCCGGAACUACGGAUGGAGAGCAAAAGAAGGCUUUUCCUGCUUUGACAAGAAGAUGUGUUCCAACAGUUCACUAGAUGACGUCCUCCCCAUUUAUGCAUACCCACACAAGGUUGGCAAAUCAGUGACUGGUGGUUAUGUGUACCGAGGCUGUGAAUACCCCAACCUUAACGGCAUGUACAUAUUUGGAGACUUCAUGAGUGGGCGAUUGAUGAGUCUGCAUGAGGACAAGAACACGGGGCAGUGGAGAUACAACGAAAUCUGCAUGGGCGUGGGCAUGACCUGUGCUUUUCCUGGACUCAUCAACAACUAUCAGCAGUACAUCAUUUCCUUUGGUGAAGACGAAGCUGGCGAACUGUAUUUCCUGUCAACUGGAAUACCGAGUGCAACAUCACCAUCAGGAGUUGUCUAUAAAGUGGUGGAUCCCUCCAGACGUGCUCCACCAAGACACUGUCACUAUGAUCCUCUCCCUGUAAAGGUCAAAUGUCAACUGGUUCCUUUUGUUCCUCAGGAAACACCGCUUGAUGUUGAGCCCUUGAGCAAAAUCGUGCCUGAGCCAGAACCUACCGAAUCACAUGAUUGGCUCCAAGAGCUACUUGACCUUCUAGAACCAAGACCAAAUUUGCCAUUGCCUUCCACCACCACCAAACCGCCCAGACAUUCACAUAGGUCAAAAGGUCGACAAAAGAAGAAAGGCAGAGCAAAGGGUACAACAGAGCUCCAGAGUGGGAUGGUCAGACUGGUUGGGGAUAAACAUGGCCCCAAUGAUCGUGGACGGGUGGAGAUUUAUGUAAAUGAGGAGUGGGGAACGGUGUGUGACGACUUUUGGACUAUCGAAAACGCCCAGGUGGUUUGCCGGCAGCUGGGAUUUCAGUAUGCCCUGAAAGCAGCUAAAAACUCUGAGUUUGGAGAAGGGAAGGAUCUUCCGAUUCUACUUGAUGAUGUUCAGUGUAAAGGCACCGAGUCCAGCCUGCUCGAGUGCCAACACGCCAGGGUUGGGUCACAUAACUGUUUCCACUCUGAAGAUGCUGGCGUGAUCUGUGGCAGAUCUGAAUUUGUAGUAGAAGUCUAGUACGUGUGCGUUCUAUCACGUCAGAUGUGUUUUAUUGACAUUACGAUUUGGAGCUUAAAAAACUGACCUGAUACACAAGCACACAUACACAUACAUUUCCUGUCCACUAGGAGGCAGCACCACCUGUGAAUGCAUAUAUACUUGUAAAUUCAAUAGUAAAAUGUUCACAUAUGACACAGGAGAACUAAAAUCAAUCUUGUUGUUGAGAAGCUUUGGAUUCUUUUCAUUUACUGGAAAUACUCGUGAAAUAAAAAUGAUGCAAAAAA